Messenger RNA from Carcharodon carcharias (great white shark), 2617 nucleotides. RefSeq names its product transmembrane emp24 domain-containing protein 4-like. Lineage: Eukaryota; Metazoa; Chordata; Chondrichthyes; Lamniformes; Lamnidae. The coding region runs from base 60 to 719 and encodes 219 amino acids. The transcript is spliced from 5 exons. Gene Ontology annotation, biological process: intracellular protein transport; Golgi organization; endoplasmic reticulum to Golgi vesicle-mediated transport. Gene Ontology annotation, cellular component: COPII-coated ER to Golgi transport vesicle; Golgi apparatus; endoplasmic reticulum-Golgi intermediate compartment. The record is from RefSeq and is a predicted model, not a curated record.
GCUCGUGUCCUGGUUCCGGGACGCAGGCGCAGUGCGGCGAUUCCGAGUAGCUUGUCGGGAUGUGGUGGAGUGGUGCCGUUUUGUCGGCGUGGCUGUGCAUUCAGCUCGGCCUCUCGCGUGGAAUCUACUUCCACAUCGGGGAGACUGAGAAAAAAUGCUUCAUAGAAGAGAUCCCUGAUGAGACUAUGGUGAUCGGUAAUUACCGGACUCAGCUGUGGGAUAAGCAGUCAGAAUCUUUUCUGCCCUCGACCCCAGGAUUGGGCAUGCAUGUGGAAGUGCGCGAUCCGGACUUCAAGGUUAUCCUCUCCAGACAGUAUGGCUCAGAGGGACGAUUUACCUUCACGUCACACACUCCGGGUGAGCAUCAGAUCUGCCUGCACUCCAACUCCACAAAGAUGUCACUGUUUGCAGGUGGCAAACUGCGAGUGCACCUUGACAUCCAAGUGGGGGAACAUGCCAACAACUACCCAGAAAUUGCUGCAAAGGAUAAAUUGACUGAACUGCAGCUGCGAGUGAGGCAGCUGCUGGACCAGGUUGAACAAAUUCAAAAAGAACAGAACUACCAGAGGUAUAGGGAAGAGCGAUUUCGGCAGACAAGCGAAAGCACGAACCAACGUGUCCUGUGGUGGUCGAUCGCACAGACAAUUAUCCUAAUCCUAACUGGAAUCUGGCAAAUGAAGCAUCUGAAGAGCUUCUUUGAGGCUAAGAAACUGGUGUAGAUGUCUGUCACCUGCCAUCAUUGCAAGAACACAGCAAUGAAAAGUCAACCCUCCAUCCUCACUGACUCGCUACUUAAUGUGACUUUGUACAUGUGAUACUUGAAGCUCUUCUAGAAAUUGAAGGGGACAAUGUUUGGUUACAUAUCUUAUAAUAAUGGUUGUGUGAGUGAGACUGUCAUGGAACAGUUAGUGCAGGGAUCCCUGUUAUAUCUGCAAAAAAAUGUUGCUUCAUCGUUAACCUGUGAUUGUUGACCGAAGGUGGGAGCUUCUUUCUAAAGAGAUUUUUAUUCCCAGAUAAUCAUGUAUUUCAGAUCCAUGAAAAGUCAUAACAAGUCUGUCUGUAGGACUUGACGAUCUCAAAGAGUUCUUUGGGUUUUAUUUUGCCAAAUUUUCACAAAAUACCAUCGAUUGGGGGGGGGUUAAAAUGCAGCAUCACUGGCAUGUUUCACAUUUCUGAGUUGUUCAGAUUUUUGACCAGAUCAUCUUCCUUCCUUCAUUUGCCCAUUAGUCAGAACCCAGAGAAUAGUACUCCCUCCAGCUCUUAAAUUUUAUUUCUGAAGAUUCUGGCUAAAUUCUCAUAAUUUCCUGAAAACCAACCAAACUGUAGGAGCAAACAUGACGACAUCUUCUCGUUUUAAAUAAAUUGAUGAACAAGUAUUGAAGGAAAGAAUUUUUUCACAGCCACCUUGUAAAAGGAAACCUUGGACUCGGAUUUGUUUACUCAACAGGACAAUCCUCCUCUCCCGAUGAUUUCUUGUCUCUAUUUCUGAGAAUAAUUGCAUGGUGAAGGUUUGGAAUCGGUGAUUAGCUUUGCUUACUUUUGAAAAUAUUAGCUGUGUGUAUGUGUACCAAGUGAUGAAGGGAAUGGGAAGGAAUCCAGAAUUCAGUGUGUCUUGUCACACUUUAAGUGACCUUUCUUUUGUUGUCCAAAGGGCCUGUUUAUUUGAGGAGUCAAAAGAAAAAUUUAAAAGGUUUGAUUUUAACUCCUGUGCGAAUGAUGUUUGUGUGUGUGUAUGAAGUGAAUGGUUAACCACCCACAUCUUCACAGCUGGAGUUCCAGGAGAUUUGAAUUCUUGGGACUCAGCUGCACAGUCCUCAACAUUCUCAUGCCUGAACCAGGCAGGACCAUGAACUGGUUGGCUGUUAGGAGGCUUCCUUGGUUUUCUUGUGGGACCCAGAGGAACACCUCAUUUUUUUUCCUGUCCCAAGGACCUUUCUGGGCCUCUUCUGGCCAUCACUUCUCUUCUCACUUUACCUUGCCACGGCUUCCUUCAUCCAGACUUUGGGUUAAAAUAGCAAUCAGGCCCCAUUAUAUCAGUGAUAUGUCCAUUUAAAGAAGGUGGUUCCAUGGUUUUCUGGUGAGUGUUCAAACCAUGGGAUAGGCCGUGGGAUCAGUGCACGUCAGUUGCAGUGGCCAAUUUUCCUGCUCAAUUUCCAUCAGGCAAGCAGGAUUUAAAAUUAUCUCUUGGCCUUCAUCAUAUUGUCUUCUAUCAUAUUAAAUAAGUUAUACCCUGUGAAUAGCAUAGAUCAGCUAUUUCUGUGAAUACUGCGGUUUGCUAACAGCUCCUUUCCAACACUCGCUCUGUGCCGUCACCGGUCUUGUUGCAGAUUGUGUUAUAUGGAGCUCUGAUUUUGCUGUUCUGUGAUGCACUGUGUUAAGAACCUGUGGUGUUAGAUGCAAUGGUUCAUGCAUGGACAAAGGAAGGUGCUACACUGGAAAUGUAUUCAGGUGUCUUGUAUCCUGAGAACUUGUUGCUGCUUUUAGUUAGCCCUGGUUUGUCCCAUCCCUGCUGUUCCUCACACUAUGGCCCUUUUGGCACAACUUAUUACAUCAUUGGACGAGGGAAAGAUAUCCAAAUUUGAAAUAAAUUUCUUAAACAAUAUUGUUUUAAAACAUA